Molecule: messenger RNA, 1882 nt
Organism: Actinia tenebrosa (Australian red waratah sea anemone)
Lineage: Eukaryota; Metazoa; Cnidaria; Anthozoa; Actiniaria; Actiniidae
Source: RefSeq, a predicted model, not a curated record
ACACGUCUUCUCAUCUUUUGUGAUACCAGAAUUCUUUCCGUUUUUCAUUUGCGUAAGAAAGAAAGAAAGAAAGGUGAAUGCUGACAAGAAACAAUUGGUUGACCGCACUGCGAGCUUGGAAGGAUGUGAUGUUAGAACGCUAAAAUAGGUCCAGGGACUUCACCAUGCGUUACACACUCAUGAUCCAGGAAGGUUACCUAAAUGAUAUUUAUAUUAUUAACAGAUGGUUGACAGAUAUAUAUACCAGUGUACCGCGUACGCCAGAACCAUCACACACCAGUUGGUAAGAUAAUUUACGGACAAUCAAUUGAGUACAAACGACCUUGAAAGACGAUACAGAGCAGAACUAAAGAGAACUAAACAUAUCUUGUAUCACUAGUCAGACAUUGGGAGCCAAGAAUGUGUGGUACUUCCAUCACCAUCAACGCAUUGGUUUGCUUCUUCAUCAUCAGAGGAGCGGUGAGUACCGUAACAACUCACAAUCAAAAUGGCUGCCACAACUCUGAUGUCAUACUGACCUGCCCACAAUACGCACUGGGCCAACCAGGCAAUUUAGUGUGGCGGUUUAAGGACAAAACCACCGGCGUAUGGUCACGAGUAGCCAGCAUUAGGAAUGGUCAAACAACGUUAAACUCCGCCAACACAGCAUUGGAUGGGAGAUCAGCCAUUCAUCCCAAUGGAUCCUUGGAAAUUCACUCUCUUCGACCUGAUGACGAGACAAUGUACCAGUGUAUAGUGAGACAGGGUUCUCGAAAACUGCAUGUUAUUAACCUUAAUGUUAGCUGUGGCAAAGUCACUGUGAUCAAACGCGAAGUCUGUAUAGAAGAAGAUGUUGUUCUCAGUUGUGACGCAUGGCACAGAACAAACCCGAGAAAGCUGCAUCAAGUCAAAUGGCACGAGAAGAACACCUCAGGGAACGAUGUGUCCUGGUCGUUACUCGUAGCUUCCAGUGGUUCUAAUGUAACUGUUGGUAAUGGAUUAAAGCUCCAUGGCAACGGGUCUUUGUUUCUGCCAGCAGGACGGAAUGAAAGUGACGUCAUCUACAAGUGUGACGUCACUAAGAAUGAUGUUGCAAGUCGAUUGGACAGACACAUUAUCGUGGUGAAGAAUGUCAAGUGCCAAAGAGAAAAACAAUUAAAAGGUACAAUAAAAACAACAACGGGUCGUGUUGCUCUGACGACAGUCAAUCCAAAUAGAGGAAUCAAUGUUGCUAUGGCGACCGGAAUUCCUAAAUCUCAAGUCUGUGGAGGUGUUCUGAACAAUCCUGUCGGUACAUUCCAAUCACCAAAUUUCCCAAGUGCAUAUCCUGCAAACUCUCAUUGUAAAUGGACCAUCAGUCUUCCCCCGUACUACGCUGCCAUCAAUCUUACUCUCAACCAGGUCAACUUGGAAGACAAAGUCGACUGUUUAAAUGACAACAUUGCAGUCUAUGAUGACCUUGCUAUCCAAGUCGGAUGUCGUGUUUGCGGGAAUCAUAUUUCUCCACUACGAGUCCAAGUUAGGGGGAGAGUUGCAGUAAUCGUAUUCAGAUCUAACGGUUCUGUCCAGAAAACGGGGUUCCAAGCCAGCUACAACGGUGCACUGAAUGCCGGGAAAUUUGACCCAUAAGACAAUGGGAGCUCAAAUUCAAAAAAGACGUAAAGGAAACUUCUUAGAAGAAUGCAAACUAAAAAAAUUCGAACGAAUAUUUAAAUUUGUCUAAAAGCCUGCAUAAUGUUUUUGCUAUGCAAAAAAAAAAUGUAAACGUAAAUAUUUAUACGUGUAUUUAUUUGCCAUAUGCCUAGGCAAUAAAACCGGAUUUAUAUAGCGGUCGUGCCAUAGUGAAACUGUAGUCCAUCUGCCGCAUAUAAGAAAAUAAAUAUUAAAAAUCAUAAUAAAGUCA